GAGUAAAAAGAUUGCAACCCCAAACCUCAAAUCCCAACUCCUCCACUAUUUCUCACCAACCACACUAUAUAUUUCUUUACUCAAGUAUGAAACUGAAUUCCCAAAAGUACCCCUGAACAACCGGAAAUUACAAUUAAGUCCCUCACCAACCUCACCAAAAAAAUGCCCAUAUUUAUACUCCAAAAGUUUCAACUUUCAUUUUCAGGUUCAACUCUCCAACCCAAAGAAGUUGAUACCAAUUUUCACCUCUCUUUUUUUAAUAUUUUAUUUAUUUAAAAAAAAAAAAUGGUGACAGAUCAGAAAAAGCAAGAUGAUGACGUCAUCAUAUUCCGGUCGAAACUUCCCGACAUAUACAUUCCGAAGCACCUCCCUCUGCAUUCUUACUGCUUCGAGAACAUCUCUCAGUUCAGCGAGCGGCCGUGUUUGAUCAACGGCGCAACCGGCGAGGUGUACACGUACGCGGAGGUGGAGCUGACGUCACGCAAAGUUGCCGCCGGCCUGAGCAACCUCGGCCUCCGUCACGGCGACACCGUCAUGCUCCUCCUGCCCAACUCGCCGGAGUUCGUCUUCGCCUUCCUGGGCGCGUCCCGCAUCGGCGCCGUCUCCACAAUGGCCAACCCGUUCUUCACCGCCGCCGAGGUCGUCAAGCAGGCGAAAGCCUCCGCCGUCAAGGCAAUCAUAACUCAGGCGUGCCACGUGGAGAAGGUAGCCGCCUACGCGGCGGAGCACGGCGGCGUGAAGGUGGUCUGCGUCGACGCGCCGCCGCCGGCGGCGGCGGACUGCGUCGCCUUCUCGGAGCUGACCUCCGCCGACGAGGCGGACCUCCCGGCGGUGAAGAUCAGCCCGGAAGACGUGGUGGCGCUGCCGUACUCCUCCGGCACGACGGGGCUGCCGAAGGGGGUGAUGCUGACGCACAAGGGCCUUGUCACCGACGUGGCGCAGCAAGUUGACGGCGAGAACCCGAAUCUGUACAUCCACUGCAACGACGUCGUACUGUGCGUUUUGCCGUUUUUCCAUAUCUACUCACUAUCCAUUUUGCUGCUGGGUUUGCGGGUCGGGUCGGCGAUCCUUAUCAUGCAGAAAUUCGAUGUGGUUCCGUUUAUGGAAUUAAUACAGAAGUAUAAAGUUACGAUUGGGCCCUUCGUCCCGCCGAUUGUUUUGGCUAUUGCCAAGUCUCCGGUGGUGGAUAAAUACGACCUUUCAUCUGUUCGCACGGUGAUGUCUGGGGCGGCGCCGCUAGGUAAAGAGCUGGAGGAUGCCGUCAGGAAAAAGUUCCCUAAUGCCAAACUUGGACAGGGUUAUGGAAUGACAGAAGCAGGUCCAGUACUAGCAAUGUGUUUGGCAUUUGCAAAAGAGCCACUGGAGAUAAAAUCAGGUGCAUGCGGGACCGUGGUAAGAAAUGCUGAGAUGAAAAUUAUUGACACUGAUAAUGGUGCUUCGUUAGGGCGUAAUCAGCCUGGAGAAAUUUGUAUUAGAGGUGAUCAGAUUAUGAAAGGUUAUUUGAACGAUCCAGAGGCGACGAAGAGGACAAUCGACAAACAAGGAUGGCUACACACGGGCGAUAUCGGCCUCAUUGAUGAUGACGACGAGCUCUUCAUCGUUGAUCGUAUUAAAGAAAUAAUAAAGUACAAAGGAUUUCAAGUUGCGCCCGCUGAACUCGAAGCCCUCCUCAUUAACCAUCCGUACAUCUCCGAUGCUGCAGUUGUCUCCAUGAAAGAUGAGCAAGCGGGAGAAUUACCCGUCGCCUUCGUGGUGAAAACAAAGGGAUCGACCAUCACUGAAGAUGAAAUCAAGCAAUUUGUCUCCAAACAGGUUAUUUUCUACAAGAGAAUAAACCGUGUGUUCUUCAUUGAUGCCAUUCCCAAAUCUCCAUCAGGCAAAAUAUUGAGGAAGGAUCUGAGGGCAAAAUUGGCAGAUGAACAUCUUUAAUAUUUAAUUUAAUUUAAUACUGAUGAAGAGAGCAAGCUGAAAAAUUAAUCGAGGCUUGAAUAUUACUCUUUCAACUAUGGCAUAAUUUUUAUUUAUUUUUAAUUGCUUUUAUCUUGAAAAUCAUGGAUAAUUGGUGUUUGUAAAUUUAUAUAUUUAUAUAUAUUGUGCUUGAAAUUUCUGGAGAUAGUGUAUUUUCCAAGGAAAAUUACCCAAUUUUAUAAUUGAAGUCA
This is a messenger RNA of Erythranthe guttata (spotted monkey flower), 2159 nucleotides long. RefSeq names its product 4-coumarate--CoA ligase 1. NCBI's taxonomy places the organism in Eukaryota, Viridiplantae, Streptophyta, Magnoliopsida, Lamiales, Phrymaceae. Gene Ontology annotation, molecular function: CoA-ligase activity. The record is from RefSeq and is a predicted model, not a curated record.